AUGCAGUGCCUGCGCCAGCUGCCGCGGCAGGCACCCCGCGUCCAUGCCCCUGCGUUUCCGCCUCAUGCGUCCAGACUCACAAACGUCUGCUCACCAAGACGACUAGGCACUGCGGCGCCGCAGAGCAAGCCCAGCAUCACCACCCCUUCCUCCUCCACUCCCGAGCCCUCGGCCCGUCGCCAGCGUCUGCGGGACGACGCCAAGCCGUUUUCCGACUUCCUCACCGAUACGUUCCAGCGCCAGCACGACUACCUGCGCAUCUCCAUCACGGAGCGGUGCAACCUGCGGUGCGUGUACUGCAUGCCCGAGGAGGGCGUGCCGCUGUCGCCGAACCGCGACCUGCUCACGACGCCCGAGAUCCUCCUGCUCUCCUCCGUCUUCGUCGCGCAGGGCGUCACCAAGAUCCGGCUGACGGGCGGGGAGCCGACGGUGCGGCGCGACAUCCUGCCGCUGAUGCGCGACCUCGGGGCGCUGCGCGCGCGCGGCCUGCGCGAGCUCUGUCUUACCACCAACGGCAUCUCGCUGCACCGCAAGCUCGACGCCAUGGUCGACGCGGGCCUCACCGGCGUCAACCUCAGCCUCGACACCCUCGACCCCUGGCAGUUCCAGAUCAUGACGCGCCGCAAGGGCUUCGACGCCGUGCUGCGCAGCAUGGACCGCGUGCUGGACAUGAACCGCGCCGGCGCCGGCGUCAAGCUCAAGGUCAACUGCGUCGUCAUGCGCGGCGUCAACGACGCCGAGGUCCUGCCCUUUGUCGAGCUCACCCGCCACAAGGACAUGGAGGUGCGCUUCAUCGAGUACAUGCCCUUUGACGGCAACAAGUGGAACAAGCGCAAGAUGCUCGGCUACCAGGAGAUGCUUGACACCAUCCGCGCCGCCCACCCCUCGCUGCAGCAGCUGCCGGGCCACCGCAACGACACCAGCAAGACGUGGCACGUCCCCGGGUUCGCCGGCCGCAUCGGCUUCAUCACGAGCAUGACGCACAACUUUUGCGGCACGUGCAACCGCCUGCGCAUCACCGGCGAUGGAAAUCUGAAGGUGUGUCUCUUUGGCAACGCCGAAGUCUCGCUGCGGGAUAUCCUGCGCCGCGCCAACGGCGGCGAGCCCAUUGACGACGAGGCCUACGAGGCCAUGAAGCGCAUCGAGAUGGACCGCCGCCAGGGACUGGUGUCGGCUGAUACGCCGCUGGGCAUGGCGCCCAACGAGGCCGAGCUGCUGGAUGUCAUUCGCGUGGCGGUCAAGGGCAAAAAGGCCAAGCACGCGGGCAUCGGGGAGCUGGAGCACAUGAAGAACAGGCCCAUGAUUUUAAUAGAUCCUGUUGCCCCAACCCUCCAUGGCACCAUACCUCGCAGAGUACAGCAUCUCAUCAGCACACCACAAUCGCAUCCCUCCAUCAGCCACCAACGACGACUCUUUUCCUCCACGCCACGACAGCACAGCAAAGACGACAGCGCGACCAAGCCGCCCACGCUCACACACGUGUCCGAGACGGGCGCCGCGCAUAUGGUCUCCAUCGCCCACAAGACCGUCACCGCGCGCGUCGCGACCGCCGCCUGCACCGUGCGCUUCUCCAGCGCCGUCGCGCCGGCGCUCAUCCGCGCCAACCAGCUGAAAAAGGGCGACGUGCUCGGCGUCGCGCGCGUCGCCGGCAUCAUGGCCGCGAAGCGCACGCCCGACCUCAUCCCGCUGUGCCAUCCCGUUGCUGUGUCGCAUGUGGGCGUGGACCUGGUGCUCAGCGAUACGAGCGUCGAGGUGCGCGCCACAGUCGAGUGCGACGGCAAGACGGGUGUUGAGAUGGAGGCGCUCACGGCGGCGUCGACGGCCGCGCUGACCGUGUACGACAUGUGCAAGGCGGUGGACAAGCGCAUGGUGGUGGACGGGCUGAGGGUGGUGCUCAAGGACGGCGGCAAGAGUGGUCGGUGGGAGAUGGAAUAA
Messenger RNA from Cordyceps militaris CM01, 1935 nucleotides. RefSeq names its product molybdenum cofactor biosynthesis protein 1 B. Gene Ontology annotation, biological process: Mo-molybdopterin cofactor biosynthetic process. The transcript has 2 exons. The record is from RefSeq and is a predicted model, not a curated record. The coding region runs from base 1 to 1935 and encodes 644 amino acids. Lineage: Eukaryota; Fungi; Ascomycota; Sordariomycetes; Hypocreales; Cordycipitaceae. Gene Ontology annotation, molecular function: metal ion binding; cyclic pyranopterin monophosphate synthase activity; 4 iron, 4 sulfur cluster binding.